GCAUAUUUCCAUUGUUUUCAAAUGCACCUUCUGACAACUUCAUAUUUUAACCGCAUUUUUUUUAUAGCGUCUUCAAGCUGCAACCAUCGUAGUAGUGGUAUUUGGCGCUUGGCGGUAGAAUAAAACACACAUAGACAAUCACAUUAAGGUUAUACCAACACAAAUAUACGGUUUUUUUUUAACUUGAUUUGUUAUUCUAAAAAACACCAACAAUGACGGAUCGUGCUGAUGGAGCAUUUGACGAUGGAGUUGAAGAACGCGUCAUAAAUGAAGAGUACAAAAUAUGGAAGAAAAAUACUCCAUUCUUGUAUGAUUUGGUGAUGACACAUGCACUUGAGUGGCCAUCUCUCACCGCUCAGUGGUUACCGGACGUUACAAAACCAGAAGGAAAAGAUUAUUCUGUACAUCGGCUCAUUUUGGGUACACACACAUCAGAUGAACAAAAUCAUUUGUUGAUUGCCAGUGUUCAGUUACCAAAUGAAGAUGCUCAAUUUGAUGCAAGUCAUUACGAUAAUGAUAAAGGUGAAUUUGGUGGUUUUGGAUCGGUUUCCGGGAAAAUCGAGAUCGAAAUUAAGAUCAAUCAUGAGGGUGAAGUAAAUAGAGCCAGAUAUAUGCCGCAAAAUCCGUGUGUUAUCGCAACUAAAACCCCAUCAAGCGAUGUGCUUGUUUUCGACUACACGAAACAUCCUAGCAAACCAGAACCAAAUGGUGAAUGUCAUCCGGACUUACGUUUGCGUGGUCAUCAAAAAGAAGGUUAUGGAUUAUCGUGGAAUCCAAAUUUGAAUGGUUACUUACUAUCUGCGAGCGAUGAUCACACAAUUUGCUUGUGGGAUAUUAAUGCAACGCCGAAAGAGCACCGUGUUAUUGAUGCUAAAAAUAUUUUCACCGGUCACACAGCUGUCGUGGAAGAUGUAGCAUGGCAUUUGUUACAUGAAUCUCUCUUCGGAUCGGUUGCUGAUGAUCAACGUCUCAUGAUUUGGGACACGCGAUGCAAUAAUACAUCUAAACCGUCGCAUACUGUCGAUGCCCAUGUAGCUGAAGUUAAUUGCUUGAGUUUUAAUCCGUAUUCUGAGUUCAUUUUGGCCACCGGUUCAGCUGACAAAACCGUAGCCCUAUGGGAUCUGCGUAAUCUGAAAUUGAAAUUGCAUUCAUUUGAAUCGCACAAAGAUGAAAUUUUCCAAGUUCAAUGGUCACCUCAUAACGAAACCAUUUUGGCUUCAAGUGGAACAGAUCGUCGUUUGCACGUUUGGGAUUUAUCGAAAAUCGGUGAAGAACAAAGUCCAGAGGAUGCUGAAGAUGGUCCACCCGAAUUGUUAUUCAUCCAUGGCGGUCACACGGCCAAGAUUUCAGAUUUCUCAUGGAAUCCAAAUGAACCAUGGGUUAUUUGUUCCGUUUCAGAAGACAACAUAAUGCAAGUUUGGCAAAUGGCAGAAAAUAUUUACAACGAUGAAGAACCAGAAAUUCCAGCUAACGAACUGGAAUCAACAAAUGCCUAAUUUUAAACGCAUAACCUUCUUUUCGUUUCGUUUACUAUAUAUAUAUAUAUUAUAAAACUAUUAUCACUUAUUUUACUAUGACUACGGAAGUUCUCUUUUUUCUUUAAUGAAAUAAGCAUCAAAGAUUUGAUUGUAAUGUUUUUUGUUUUCAUUUUGAAAUUCAAUGAAGUAAGUAAGAAAAAUAUUGCAUGUAUUUUUGAGAUGAUGAAUAAAAUCUAUUUCAUAAUAUA
Molecule: messenger RNA, 1726 nt
Organism: Contarinia nasturtii (swede midge)
Lineage: Eukaryota; Metazoa; Arthropoda; Insecta; Diptera; Cecidomyiidae
Product: probable histone-binding protein Caf1
Exons: 3
Coding region: 213-1496 (427 amino acids)
Biological process (GO): regulation of gene expression
Cellular component (GO): ESC/E(Z) complex; nucleus; NuRD complex
Molecular function (GO): histone binding
Source: RefSeq, a predicted model, not a curated record